AUGUCCUGCCGCUCCUACCGCAUCAGCUCCGGCUGCGGGGUCUCCCGGACUUUCAGCUCCUCUUCGGCCGUGGCUCCCAGGGUCGGGGACCGCUGCUGCAUCAGCGCCGCCCCUUACCGCGGGGUCUCCUGCUACCGGGGACUGACCGGCUUCGGCAGCCGCAGCCUCAGCGCCGUGGGGGCCUGCGGACCCCGCAUCUCCAUGGGGGGCUACCGCCCCGGCUGCGGCCGCAGCUUCGGCUACCGUUCGGGCGGCGUGUGCGGGCCCAGCCCGCCCUGCAUCACCACCGUGUCGGUCAACGAGAGCCUGCUGACCCCGCUCAACCUGGAGAUCGACCCCAACGCCCAGGGCGUGAAGCACGAGGAGAAGGAACAGAUCAAGUGUCUCAACAGCAAGUUCGCCGCCUUCAUCGACAAGGUGCGGUUCCUGGAGCAGCAAAAUAAGCUGCUGGAGACCAAAUGGCAGUUCUACCAGAACCAGCGAUGCUGCCAGAGCAACAUGGAACCUCUGUUUAAUGGCUACGUCGAGACCCUGAAGCGCGAACUGGAGUGCGUCGAGGCGGACAGCGGCCGCCUCGUGUCCGAGUUAAACCACAUGCAGGAGGUGCUGGAGGGCUACAAGAAGAAGUACGAGGAGGAGGUGGCGCUGAGGGCCACGGCAGAGAACGAGUUCGUGGUGCUGAAGAAGGACGUGGACUCCGCUUACCUGCGAAAAUCGGACCUUGAGGCCAAUGCGGAGACCCUCACGGAGGAGAUCGAUUUCCUGCGGUCGCUGUACGAGGAGGAGAUCCGCCUGCUGCAUUCCCAGAUCUCGGACACCUCGGUCAUCGUCAAGAUGGACAACAGCCGGGAGCUGAACAUGGACUGCGUCGUGGCGGAGAUCAAGGCCCAGUACGAUGACAUCGCCAGUCGCAGCCGGGCCGAGGCCGAGUCCUGGUAUCGCAGCAAGUGCGAGGAAAUGAAGGCCACGGUGGUCCGUCACGGGGAGAGCCUGCGCCGCACCAAGGAGGAGAUCAAUGAGCUGAAUCGCAUGAUCCAGCGGCUGACCGCAGAGGUGGAGAAUGCCAAGUGCCAGAACGCCAAGCUGGAGGCCGCCGUGGCAGAGGCAGAACAGCAGGGCGAAGCGGCCCUCAACGACGCCAAGUGUAAGCUGGCCGGGCUGGAGGCCGCCCUGCUCAAGGCCAAGCAGGACAUGGCCUGCCUGCUCAAGGAGUACCAGGAGGUCAUGAACUCCAAGCUGGGGCUGGACAUCGAGAUCGCUACCUACAGACGGCUGCUGGAGGGCGAGGAGAGCAGGCUGUGUGAAGGCGUGGGAGCCGUGAACGUCUGCGUGAGCAGCUCCCGAGGCGGGGUGACCUGCGGGGGCUUCUCCUGCUCCACGACCCCCGGCCGACAGAUCUCCACGGGCUCCUCCAUGUCCGGGGGCAGCUACACCGUCAUGGCACCCGACUCCUGCGCCCCUUGUCUCCCCCGCGGCCCCGGUUUCAGCUGCGGGAGCAGCCGGUCUGUGCGCUUCGCCUAG
Ornithorhynchus anatinus (platypus) is the source of this 1521-nucleotide messenger RNA. RefSeq names its product keratin, type II cuticular Hb5. Lineage: Eukaryota; Metazoa; Chordata; Mammalia; Monotremata; Ornithorhynchidae. The transcript is spliced from 9 exons. Gene Ontology annotation, molecular function: structural constituent of skin epidermis. The coding region runs from base 1 to 1521 and encodes 506 amino acids. Gene Ontology annotation, cellular component: keratin filament. Gene Ontology annotation, biological process: keratinization; intermediate filament organization. The record is from RefSeq and is a predicted model, not a curated record.